UUAGCGGUGUGUGUUUUGUUUAAGUUCUAGUUUUUAUUACGGAAUACCAUCAUAGUCCAAGUGAAAAUCUUCUAGACAAUCUACUAUAGUGUACAAUCAUGAUUAACCUCGCCAUGGUAUGGAUUCUAUCAACGAUAACAUUAUCGUGGGCUGCCGAUGAUGUCUUUAUUGGAGGCUUCGAAAAACGGGGCCCCAUGCUUGGUUGCCACAAACGGGUGUUCACUUAUCGUGUUUCGCAAGCGGAUAGCAAAGGGCGCGAGUGUUGGGAUCAUGUGAGUGUUUGGUCCUGCCAUGGACGGUGCGAUUCGAAUGAGAUUUCCGACUGGCGUUUCCCGUACAAACGGUCCCAUCAUCCGGUGUGUAUGCAUGCCGGACGAACCCGGUCGGUGGCCACCCUGAGGCACUGUCACCCGGAUGCCGACCCUGAGGCUAAACUGUACGAGUAUAUGGAACCUAAAUCGUGUACCUGUCAGUGUAGUAGUAGCGGCAGCAGCAGGAACAGCAGCAGUAAUGGAUGCGUAGCACCCGAGAUUCGUGUAGCCGUGACCGAGGCUGGAAACCUCGGACCGGUCACGACACAUAACAUGUUCCACGACGAAGAGGAAAUCGAAACUGAAUAUGCUUAA
Messenger RNA from Ochlerotatus camptorhynchus, 626 nucleotides. It is a transcript of the gene Gpb5, whose product is annotated as Glycoprotein hormone beta 5. Gene Ontology annotation, biological process: G protein-coupled receptor signaling pathway. Lineage: Eukaryota; Metazoa; Arthropoda; Insecta; Diptera; Culicidae. The record is from RefSeq and is a predicted model, not a curated record. The transcript has 3 exons. Gene Ontology annotation, cellular component: cytoplasm; extracellular region. Gene Ontology annotation, molecular function: hormone activity. The coding region runs from base 99 to 626 and encodes 175 amino acids.